UUAUACACCAUGGAACUAUUCUCAUUCCUGGUGAAAGUGAUAGUAUUAAUUUGGAUUGUGAAAACUUACUCAACUAUUGGCUUUCCACGUUGCUGUUGCUCUAGCGUCCAGAAUGACACAUCUUCCAGUUGGAACAGAUGGACUGAAAGUGGAACAGACCAUGAUAGUGUACUCGAAGAUGUUUCGCCUGCCAUUUGGGACCAUCGGAGCACAAGUAACCUGAGCGACGAUAGUGAGCUUGAUGAUGUUUCGCCUGCCAUUUGGAGUCGGCGGGGUGCAAAUAAGCUCAUAAAUGAUAGUGAAAUCAACGAUGAUUCGCCUUCUAGUUGGGACCGAUUUGGGGGUAGAAGAAAAUGGACAGUUACUGUAACUAUUUCGACACCUCCUCCAUACGCACCACCGCCACCAAUACGUCCAACAUAUCCUCCACCCUAUGGUCGCCCUACACAUCCAACAAACCCUCCUUUUCCUCCAAGACCUCCAACGCCGUAUCCUGGUGUUACUCCAAUAGUUGAUCCCCUUCCUCCUACAACACCGUAUCCGCCACCAUAUGGUCCCCCUACUCCAAUAAUUGAUCCGUUUCCUCCUACAACACCAUAUCCGCCAUUAACUGGUCCCCCUGUUCCCCCUCCUCCUACAACCCCCUUUCCACCAAUAUAUGGUCCACCUACUCCAAUAACUGAUCCGCUUUCUCCUACAACACCGUAUCCGUCAUUAACUGGUCCCCCUGUUCCUCCUCCUCCUACAACACCGUAUCCGCCAAUAUAUGGUCCACCAACUCCAAUAAUUGAUCCGCUUUCUCCUAAAACACCGUAUCCGCCACCAUAUGGUCCAAUACUUGAUCCGUUUGAUCAUACUCCACGUCCGGCAAACCCUUCUUCUCCAACAUAUAUUCACCAUGGACAUCCAAUAAUUGUUUACCCGCCUGUUUCGCCAAUUAUAAUAGCAGGACGUUUUAGACGUCCUGGAGCUAGUCCUACGCAAACUGGAGAAUCACAGGAUUCUCCUACCCCACCAUUUUUUCCUACGCCCCCAAGAAGUUGAAGUGAUAUCAAAAUAUGGACGAGAAACAGAGACUCACUAACAAGAGAGAUAAGAAGAAGAACGACUAAUUGGUUGAUAAUGAAUUAGUAACACUCUGUAGGAUAUUAACUAGUAGUGGGGAUAAAUACUUAGAAACGUAUCUAAAUCCACUUGAUGGUGUUAUUGUGUCUUUCUCUACGUGCAAACUAAGAUGACAACCUACAUUUUUGGUA
Molecule: messenger RNA, 1256 nt
Organism: Topomyia yanbarensis
Lineage: Eukaryota; Metazoa; Arthropoda; Insecta; Diptera; Culicidae
Exons: 2
Coding region: 10-1044 (344 amino acids)
Source: RefSeq, a predicted model, not a curated record